Molecule: messenger RNA, 1287 nt
Organism: Entrophospora sp. SA101
Lineage: Eukaryota; Fungi; Glomeromycota; Glomeromycetes; Entrophosporales; Entrophosporaceae
Source: the annotation of a GenBank genome assembly
AUGCCUAAAGAAACUAAAGAAAAACACAGUAAACUAAAACUCGCUAUUAACCGAGAAAUCACUCCUGGCUUUGUUGAUACUAGUCCUAGAGGUCAAGAAAUCAAUGUUUCAAAGGUGCUAUUGGAGCAAAUCGAGAAAAAAAAGAAGUCAAAGGCGCUUACGAUAGGCUCGAAAGAUUUCAAUCCAGUCGCUUUCUUGGAUAAAUUUCAUGAAAAAAAAAAUGCUGAAGUGGAAGGCUCACAAGCACCAGAAUAUAAAGUCAAGUAUGAUCGUGAAAAGAAUGUCGUGUUGAGCAGACUUGAAUAUUUUAAUCGUGUGUUUACAUGUCAAACUGAAAAAAAGAAUAAAUUAAAAUUGGAAAAAAGAAAUGCCAAAAGAAAUGUUGCUUUGCAAUGUAUAGAAUAUAUUAAAAAAAGUCAUCUUUUUGAUACUCUGAUCGCCGUAAUUCAAAUAGAAGAUAAUGUGUUUUCCACUGAAAUGGAAGAAGUAAAACAUUGUUCACAGGCUUUUCUUAACGCAUUUCAUCAAAAAAUCAUUAUAGGAGAUCAGCCUAAAUACACUAUAGUCACACUACCACAACCUAAGCUCAAUAAAGUAGAAGAUAAAAUGGAUGUUGAUGAGCCAAAUCAACAAAUUGAACUUGACGGGCAAGAUGAUGGACAAAAUGAGCAAAUUAAAAGAAUUGUAAAGAACAAACCAGCAAAGCGCUUUACAUGCAUACUUAAAUAUCUCGGAAAUAAAUUUAAAUCUUGUGCAUAUAAUACUGUUGAAGAAGCACGGAGAGAGUCGGCUGAUAAAUGUGUUGCCUUUCUUACACGUAUCAGGCCAUAUGAUGUUCGGCUAAUCAAGGAGCUAGAAUUCAAACGAAAUCCUAACUUGGAUAAAUUAAUUGACUUACAUAAAAUCAGAGUUGACAACUUCAAUAUUCAUGAUAAAGAAUGCACAGUACCUCAAUCCAAACUUUGGAUUAAUAGAAUAACCGCUGAGAAUCCAGACAAACCACCAUAUGUAAUACUUCAAGAAUUCUGUCUAAAAUUCAAAAUAGGACAAGUACAUUUCAUUCCAAACGAAGUAGGAGAAGGUAGAUUCAAUUAUUCAUUAAAAAUUGAUGGUAGAGAACCCGUUAGAACUUCCAUGUGGUUUACCCAUGAGACGGAUGCUAAAAAUUAUGUUGCUAAAAAAGAACUAACUGCGCUUUUAAAAUUGUACGAAAUUAGCGAACAAGAGGAACUUUUAAGAGUCGCUAAUGAUUAUAAAUUGAAGAUUGGUUUGGUCAUUAAAGAAUAA